Molecule: messenger RNA, 849 nt
Organism: Knipowitschia caucasica
Lineage: Eukaryota; Metazoa; Chordata; Actinopteri; Gobiiformes; Gobiidae
Source: the annotation of a GenBank genome assembly
AUGUUUUACUCUGUCGCUGACACCGUUGCGGAGGGGGAUUGUUUCGGAAGUGGAACUGCAAUCCGUGGUGUCGAUCAUCAGCUGCACUGUUUUGGUGUGAUGCGUGCUGCUUUGAAAUGGGUGUUGUGGGACGUGAAGGACACGCUGCUCAAAGUGCGGUUUUCAGUGGGAGAGCAGUACUGCAAAGAGGCUGCGCGAAUGGGCCUCAGCCUUAAUCCCAUGGAGGUCAACUCUGCUUUUCGCCAGGCGUUUAAAACUUAUUCCAGCAGAUAUCCAAACUACGGCAUCGCACAUGGUCUAAACGGACACAGCUGGUGGACCGCUGUGGUUACUGAUACUUUUACUUUAUGUGGCGUACAAGAUUCAGCCCUUCUCCAGACAUUGGCACACAAUCUCUAUCACAACUUCACCAAAGCACAGAACUGGGAGGUAUUUGAUAAUUCCAAAAAGGUUCUGGAAGCUUGUUCUUCACUUGGGCUAAAACUGGGAAUUGUAUCAAACUUUGAUAAUCGCCUGGAAAACAUUUUAAAAUCCUGCAACUUGUUGUCCCACUUCAGUUUUCUGAUCACCUCAGAGGAGGCAGGUGAAGCCAAGCCCAGUUCACUGAUCUUUGACCAAGCCUUGCAGAAGUGUGGUGUCUCUGCGGCACAUGUGGCUCAUGUUGGAGACCACUACAUCAACGAUUACCUGGCCUCUCGGGCUCUGGGCAUCCAUGGCUUUCUUUUAGAUCGAGACAACAAACACGACGGGUCAGAUGUUGUGCCAAAAGGACACCGUCUUUGUUCUUUGGAGGAGCUGCCUUCUCGACUUGUGCAGUUGGGUGUUCAGAAAUCUGGUCUACAUUAUUAG